Messenger RNA from Colletotrichum karsti, 2259 nucleotides. RefSeq names its product putative neutral/alkaline non-lysosomal ceramidase. Gene Ontology annotation, biological process: sphingosine biosynthetic process; ceramide catabolic process; long-chain fatty acid biosynthetic process. The record is from RefSeq and is a predicted model, not a curated record. NCBI's taxonomy places the organism in Eukaryota, Fungi, Ascomycota, Sordariomycetes, Glomerellales, Glomerellaceae. The coding region runs from base 1 to 2259 and encodes 752 amino acids. Gene Ontology annotation, cellular component: extracellular region. Gene Ontology annotation, molecular function: N-acylsphingosine amidohydrolase activity. The transcript has 4 exons.
AUGCCUCGACACUCUCGCUCCGGCCUCGAGCUGCCUCGGCGCUCCUUCUUCGCCGUCUUCGCGCUCGUCUCGUUCGUGCUCCUCGCCACCUUCGCUUUCUCCAAGGGCUCUCCGCAGACGCUGAACAUCCGGCGCGAUGAUACCUGGAAGUCGCAGCUGAAGGCCAAGACGCGCGCCGCCCCGGCCGGCGACAAGUACCUGAUCGGCGCCGGCAAGGCUGACAUCACGGGCCCCGUCGUCGAGAUCGGCUUUGCCGGGUACGCGGACCUGGACCAGGUGGGAACCGGUCUGCGGCAGAGGAUCUACAGCCGUGCUUUCAUCGUGGGCGACGUGAGCAAGCCGGACGACCGGUUCGUGUAUCUCGUGUUGGAUACGCAGGGCGGUGACACCGCUGUUCGCAAUGGCAUUUUGGAGGGCGUCAAGGCUCUUGGGUCGGGCUAUUCCAUGUACAACAAGAACAACAUCGCCGUGACUGGCACGCACAGCCACGCUGGGCCGGGAGCUUGGUUCAACUACCUGCUGCCUCAGAUUACCAGCUUAGGAUUCGACAAGCAGAGUUACCAGGCUAUUGUGGACGGCGCUGUGCUCUCCAUCAAGAGGGCUCACGAAUCCCUGACUGAGGGCUACCUCGACGUGGGGACCACCGAGAUCGCGGACGGCGCCAUCAACCGCAGUCUGUAUGCGUACCUGGCCAACCCGGACGCAGAAAGGGCCCAGUACUCGGCCAGCACCGACACCACCCUCACUCUCCUUCGCUUCCAGCGGGCCUCCGACGGGAAGAACAUUGGCGUCCUGACGUGGUAUCCCACGCACGGCACGUCGAUCCUCCAGAACAGCACUCACGUGGCGGGCGACAACAAGGGCGUCGCCGCGUACCUCCUCGAGAAGGACCUCGCCGGCGACUCUAGCGCGGCCGAGGGCUUUGUCGCGGGCUUCAGCCAGGCCAACGUUGGCGACACCUCUCCCAACGUCCUCGGCGCGUGGUGCGAUGACGGUUCCGGCCAGCAGUGCAGUUUCGAGAACAGCACCUGCGCUGAUGGGAAGAGCCAGUCGUGCCACGGAAGGGGUCCGGCUUUCCAGAAGCUGGACCUUGGUAUUUCCAGCUGUUAUGAGAUUGGCAGGCGUCAAUUCGCCGGUGCCAAGAGCGUCUAUACUGCCCUGGCCUCCUCGGCGACACCCGUCACCGGUACCAGCGUCAAAUCGUUCCACUUCUUCCAGGACAUGUCGUUCUUCAAGUUUCCCCUGGCAGACGGCACCAUCGGCCAGACCUGUCCCGCAGCUCUUGGCUACUCCUUCGCUGCCGGAACCACGGACGGCCCCGGUGCAUUCGACUUCACCCAGGCUGACUCCAACGACCCGGACGCCAACCCCCUCUGGAAGGUCGUCUCCGGCCUUCUACGAACCCCCACCCCGGAGCAGGCCGCCUGCCAGCAACCGAAGCCCGUCCUCCUCGACGUCGGCGAACUGAGCACUCCCUACGCCUGGAGCCCUAACAUCGUCGACAUCCAGAUGCUCCGCGUCGGGCAGUUCGUCAUCGUCGUCGCUCCCGGUGAGGCCACCACCAUGUCCGGCCGCCGCUGGAAGGCCGCGGUGAAGGAGGCUGCCAAGACAAUCGUUGACGAUGAACCCAUCGUCGUCCUCGGCGGCCCCGCCAACACCUACGCACACUACAUCGCUACCCCUGAGGAAUACGGCAUCCAGCGGUACGAGGGUGCGUCCACGCUCUUUGGCCCCAACACCCUCCCCGCCUAUAUCAACCUCACCGUCUCCAACAUCGGCUUCCUUGCACCCUCCUCCACCUCCACCCCGCCCGCCGGCCCCUCGCCCCCGGACAACCGCCAGAACUCUCUCUCCUUCAUCACCGGCGUCGUCGUCGACGGCACCCCGGCCGGGAAGUCUUUCGGCUCAGUUGUAACCCAGCCCUCGGCCUCUUACGCCCGCGGCGCCGUCGUCAACGCCACCUUCCAGGCCGCCAACCCCCGCAACAACCUCCGUCUCGAGGGCACCUACGCCGCCGUCGAGCAGCUCCAAAACGGAGUGUGGACGCGCGUGCGCGACGACGAGGACUGGUUCCUGGUGUACACGUGGACCCGCACCAACUGGCUGCUGGGCCACAGCGAGGUGGUCAUCAGCUGGGAGACGGGCGGCGACGGGGCCGCUGCGGGGACGUACCGGAUCCGGUACUACGGGGACUCGAAGCCGUUGAUCGGGUCGAUCUCGGCGUUUGAGGGGGUGACGAAUAGUUUUACGCUGACUUAG